Molecule: messenger RNA, 1121 nt
Organism: Mytilus trossulus (common blue mussel)
Lineage: Eukaryota; Metazoa; Mollusca; Bivalvia; Mytilida; Mytilidae
Product: hemocytin-like
Exons: 7
Coding region: 104-1045 (313 amino acids)
Source: RefSeq, a predicted model, not a curated record
GCAUGACGUCUAUAGUAAGUCCUGAUAAGAAACCUAAAUGACAACACUGGAGAGAUUUGUAGAACGUAGGUGUAUACGCUGACAUUCUCUCAAUACUUUAACUAUGAAAUACAUAUCCGUUAGAGUUAUACUCUGCAUUAGUGUUCUAACAUUUAGCACAGCUGUAAGGAAAAGUUUCUUCCACAAACGUUUUCUACUUGCACACGACCAAAAUAACGCUGGUAAUUGUGAUGCGGAUAUUUUAAAAACUCAUUAUAAUGACGUCACCAUCCGAUCAUCAAGUGAACUUUACCAUGGUGAUUCAGUACAUGAUUUUAGCAUAUCAAGGGGAUUAAUUGACUCUAAAGAGUACACAGGCAGUGAUGGAGUGACACAUAUGGGAUCGUGGUCUGCUAACUUUAACAAUUUUCGUCAAUUUAUAGAGAUACAGAUGAAGAAAACUUUCAACCUAACAGGCAUAGUAACUCAAGGUAGAUAUGGUUGUUGUCAGGAAUGGGUUGAGUCUUAUCGUAUACUGUAUAGCGAUGAUUGCAACAGCUGGCGGGCACUAGAUAGUAAAAGCGGCGCUCUCUUUACAGGCAACUCUGACGAAAACACAAAAGUAACCAAUACGUUUGAUGAACCUUUUGUUGUAAAAUGUCUGCGUAUAAAUCCAAUCAAAUUCCAUAACCAUAUAUCAAUGAGAUUCGGGUUGAUUGGACACCCCGUGCAGCCAGAUGGUUCCUGCAGUCCGCAGUCGUCUGCUUCAUCGUCUUCGCCGAUUAAAGUAACACAACCAUCUACAACAACUUCACAACCACGAAAAAUAACAACAUUACAGACAAUGCAAGGCACUGGUAAAUGUCAGAGCUCUCCAUGCAUUAACAAUGGUAUAUGUAGAAAUACACAGACCAGUUACCAGUGUUUCUGUCCAAGCUCAGAUAACGGUAGAAUCAUAUAUUCAGGAAAACAAUGUCAGAUUGUACUGGACACAUCGAAAAUAGGAAAAGAUUCAACAACAUUGCCAACUACAAUGAUCACGGGAUGGGUUCAUAUACCUGGAUGAUAAAUCUUAGAGGAUAAUUGAUUGUUGCUAUAUAUCUUUUUCAUUUAUUGUUUUGUUUAUAAAUAUGGCUGUUGGU